GAGAGUUUGGAGAAAUCUGCCGGGGCUGCCUGAAGCUGCCCAGCAAGCGAGAGCUGCCGGUGGCAAUCCAGACCCUGCGGGCAGGGUGCUCGGAGAAGCAGCAGCGCUCCUUCCUGGCGGAGGCCUGCACCAUGGGCCAGUUCGAUCACUCCAAUGUCAUCCGCCUGGAGGGGGUCAUCACCAGAGGGAGUACCAUGAUGAUAGUGAUGGAGUACAUGGGGAACGGUGUGCUGGACUCUUUUCUCAGGAAACAUGAGGGACAGUUCACGGCCACCCAGCUCGUUUGCAUGUUGCAGGGGAUUGCCUCUGGCAUGAAGUACCUGGCAGAGAUGGGUUACAUACAUAAAAGCCUUGCUGCCCACAAAGUCCUUGUGAACAGCAGCCUGGCUUGCAAAAUAACUGGUUUCAGACGGCCACAAGAAGAUAAGAUGGAGACCAUCUUCUCCACCAUGUGCGGGAAGAGCCUGGUGCUGUGGUCAGCCCCUGAAGCCAUCCAGUAUCACCACUUCAGUCCAGCCAGCGAUGUGUGGAGCUUUGGCAUCGUCAUGUGGGAAGUCAUGUCCUACGGCGAGAGACCCUACUGGGACAUGUCCCACCAGGACGUGAUGAAGGCCGUGGAGGACGGGUUCCGCCUGCCUGCCCCGGUGAACUGCCAGCCACCCCUCCACCAGCUCAUGCUUGACUGCUGGCAGAAGGACCGCAGCCAGAGACCCAAGUUCUCGCACAUCCACAACAUCCUGAGCAAGAUGGUGCAGAGCCUGGAGCCCCCGAAGUGCCCCAGCUCCACGUGCACCAGCACUUCCAUCCCCCUCACCGAGCGUACCUUCUCAGCCUUCCCGUCUUUCAGCUCCGUGGGCGAGUGGCUGGAAGCGAUAGAAAUGGGCAGGUACAAAGACAACUUCACCGCUGCAGGCUACUGCUACCUGGAAUCGGUGGCCAGGAUGACAGCCCAAGAUGUCCUUAGCCUGGGGAUUACGCUGGUGGAGCACCAGAAGACCAUCCUGAGUGGAAUCCAGACUCUCCGGGCCCAGGUGAUCCAAAUGCAUGGCCGAGGCGUGCAGGUGUGA
This is a messenger RNA of Pelecanus crispus (Dalmatian pelican), 1067 nucleotides long. NCBI's taxonomy places the organism in Eukaryota, Metazoa, Chordata, Aves, Pelecaniformes, Pelecanidae. The record is from RefSeq and is a predicted model, not a curated record.